AUGUACGGUCAUAGGGGGAUUAAUCUCCUGUGCAGCCCACCGUCUUCAGGCAAGACAACACUCUCCAAACUACUCCAAAAUUACCUUAUUAACAAGAAACAUGACAUUGUGCGCAUUUCGAUGUCUACUUUGGAGAGAUAUCCCCGUUCUGUGGAAGGCUUGAACUGUUUCGAUGAAUUUUUCAGACAAGUUACACGAAAUUCAUUUUCUUCCCUUUUGUCUCACACAUCUCCAACAGAUAUCAUAAUAGAUGAAUGUCAGGUGCUCUAUGAUCAAGCUGAAUUCUUCUGGGCUCUUUUGAAAGACCGUUUUGAUCAUCCAAUAUAUUACCCCAACUCCACUCUUCCCUCCUUAUGUAUUCUCCUUCUAAGCAUGUAUGAAGAUUGUCUUGGUGCAGGCUCAAAAACGCCUUUGGACUUUCCUGAUAAACUAGGUUUGGAUGACUUGUGCCUCACUCAUGCCGAAUUUAACCACAUAGUUGGUAAAUUCACACACAAUGCCUUGGAAGAGCAUGACUUUGAGUUUGUCAUUGAGGAAGAUGUAACGAAUGCUAUACUCACCUCUACUCGUGGACAUGCCAGUCUCGUUAUGUGCACUUUAGAACUCCUGCAGAACUAUUGUCAGCGCAACCAAUAUAAACCUGAAAAUAAAUCGACUGAAAAAAUGCUUACAUAUAUGGUUUCUCCUGGCUAUUUCGCCACUCUUCAGGAGACACGUGUGCUCGAUUGGAUAAAAGCUCUGAAACUCACGAAAGAUGUCUACAAUUUCCUACAUGACGCAUUUACACGUAUGGAUAAGGACUCUCCACAAAAUUUGUUGGUGCCAACCAAGACCGCCGAAUACGUUAUGGUCUUAAUCCGGCCUUUGUCAUCUAUUUUGCUGGUCCAAUGCUCGGAAUAG
Messenger RNA from Paraglomus occultum, 900 nucleotides. The record is from the annotation of a GenBank genome assembly. NCBI's taxonomy places the organism in Eukaryota, Fungi, Glomeromycota, Glomeromycetes, Paraglomerales, Paraglomeraceae.